Messenger RNA from Tilletiopsis washingtonensis, 433 nucleotides. RefSeq lists its product as hypothetical. The transcript is spliced from 4 exons. Lineage: Eukaryota; Fungi; Basidiomycota; Exobasidiomycetes; Entylomatales. The annotation marks the transcript as partial. The record is from RefSeq and is a predicted model, not a curated record.
AUGUCUGACUACACCAAGGACAACGCCGCCGUGCCCGUCGUCGACCAGAGCGGCGCAACGACCGACGCGCAGCCGCACGGCGAGAAGAAGGAGGGGAUCGGCGCCAAGAUCGCCGACAAGCUACACAAACUUGGCGAGAAGCACGACGAGACCGUCGACGCCCAGGCCGAGCACCUCGUCAACGACCGUCCCUCGGGCGGCAAGCCGUUCCAGCUGCAGACUUGAGACGGGCGCUCAGCGUGCGUCGCCGCGGCCACAGGCGGGCCCUGUCUGAGCGGCACAGAGGGCCGGCUGGAGGCACGGAUGAGGCAGGGGAAAUGUCGAUGCCUUGCUCUUUUUGCGUAAACGAGUGAGCCAGCAGUGGAGAGGCCGAGCCAAGAGGCGCUGCUGUGUGUGGUGGGUGCUGCUGUUCUGUCUGAGGGCAUGAUACGUC